AAUUCACUCGGCUCUGUGCUCCUUUUGCAGACAAACGAUCUCACCCUGUGGUCCCCGCUCUACCCUCUCCUCAGACCCAGAGCAGUACGAAUCUGGAGGCCUGAGGCCGAGCUUAAGAGGGAAUAUUUAUUUACUGUUCCCCUCCUCCCAAGUUCUCGAAAAAAAAAAAGGCAAAGAAAAGGGGCUGGGGGAGGGGGAGCAUAGCCACCGCAGCAGCCUCAAGCUCUGGGGAGAUGUUGUGUCCCCAGUGAGUGGCGGUCGCUCGGGGAGACCGCCCAGGGGCCGGAAGGCGGCUUGGGGCCUGGGUGAUGCUGCAGCGCCGCCCCCUGAGCUAAGACCGGGGCGGUAGUGCCUCCUUCCCCUAGUUCCCCAUCCAGUUAUCUCCUCUCCUUUUCCUUUCCUCACUCUCUAUCCCUUUAACAAUCCACCCCACCCCCGCGCGCCUCUGUUCUCUAACUUCGCUCUCUUCUCCUCUCCCCUCCCCUCCUCUUUUCCCCACCUCGUUCCCUCCCUUUGCUCCGCCUCCGCCUAGCACACAACCCCCUUCCCCCUACUUCUACUUCUCUGCCUUUUCCCCACUUAGUGCCCCUCUCGCCUUCCCUCCUCCCCCCCACCCCCAGCCUCUCUAUGGUUGUCCAUCCCGUCAAUCACUGCUGAAGUUUGUCGUUUCUUGUUCCCUUCUAUCUCGCUUUUUCUCUCUCCCUCUUUCUCUCUGUGUGUAUAUGUAUAUACGUGCGUGCGUGUGUGUGUGCGUGUGUGUGUGUGUGUGUGUGUGUGCCAGUAUCCAAGUACCCCAGUCUCCUGCUCUGGCUCUGGUCUCUGACGGCCCCUCUGACUAGAGUAGAGCGGGGCAAUCUGUCAGCCCAGCCAGGGGGGAGCCGCCUCGCCCCGGCUCGGGUUACCGCUGACUGACAGCGUCUCCAUGGCGAAUAAUUUGACUCCAACUAUUGUCUGGCUCAGGCAGGCCCCGGGUCAGAUAACCGGACCAAUCAGGGAGCGGGCCGCCGCAGCUCAUGCCCGCUUAGAAUAAUAUUAUUAAAAAAGCAGCGAGAGAGCUAGACGGGAGAGCGAGAGAGGCGCGGGCGGCGGGACCUCGCCGGGCGGCGGAGUAUGCAGAGGAGCGUCCCGGGCCGGGCUGCGAGGAGCCAAGUCGAGGUCACCGGCUGCUGGGGAGCCGGGGACAAACACAGACGCAGGGGACAUCGCGGGGCCCUGGCCCCUUGCAAGGACUUACCAAAGUAACUUGGGAACUUCUUUUGUGCCAUCGCCCCCCCCCCCCACCCGCUAGCUCCCAACCCCCGUUAUUUUUUCCGACUGCUUCUGUUGGGCCCAUCUUUCUUGGCUGCCUCGGGACCCCAGUCGGUGUCCCAGAUGCAGGGCGUCGCGGUGCUGUGAGUACCUCGGGGCCGGGGCGGGGGUCGAAGCCGCUAGUUCAGACCGAGUGGGGUUCCAGGGGGUGGGGCCAGGCCCGGGCCGCAGCCCCGGAUGGUGAGCAGGGCCACGGGGCGGCCGGCACCAUGUCCAUGCUGCCCACGUUCGGCUUCACGCAGGAGCAAGUGGCGUGCGUCUGCGAGGUGCUGCAGCAGGGCGGCAACAUCGAGCGUCUGGGCCGUUUCCUCUGGUCCCUACCCGCCUGUGAGCACCUCCACAAGAACGAGAGCGUGCUCAAGGCCAAAGCCGUAGUCGCCUUCCACAGAGGGAACUUCCGCGAGCUCUACAAGAUCCUGGAGAGCCACCAGUUCUCUCCUCACAACCAUCCGAAACUACAGCAGCUCUGGCUCAAGGCGCACUACAUCGAAGCGGAGAAGCUGCGUGGCCGGCCGCUGGGCGCAGUGGGCAAGUACCGGGUGCGGCGCAAGUUUCCACUGCCCCGCUCUAUCUGGGACGGUGAGGAGACCAGCUACUGCUUCAAGGAGAAGAGCCGCAGCGUCCUGCGGGAGUGGUACGCGCACAACCCCUACCCGUCCCCACGGGAGAAGCGGGAACUGGCGGAGGCCACGGGCCUCACCACUACGCAGGUCAGCAACUGGUUCAAGAACCGGAGGCAGCGAGAUCGGGCGGCGGAGGCGAAGGAAAGGGAAAACAACGAAAACUCCAACUCCAACAGCCACAAUCCACUGGCCACAUCCCUGAACGGCAGCGGCAAAUCUGUCCUGGGCAGUUCGGAAGACGAGAAGACCCCGUCGGGGACCCCGGACCAUUCUUCCUCCAGUCCUGCGCUGCUGCUGAGCCCGCCGCCGCCGGGCCUGCCGCCCCUGCACAGCCUGGGCCAUCCACAAGGACCCAGUGCUAUCCCGGUCCCCAGUGGAGACCCCCUGCAACAUCACCACGGCCUGCAGGACUCCAUCCUCAACCCCAUGUCUGCCAACCUGGUGGACCUGGGGUCUUAGAGACACCAAGCCGGGUCUGGUCUUGCUGCUUCUCUGACUGCCCUGCUCAGGCCCCCUCCCCCGUUCCCCAGCCCCUCUCACCCUCCGCUCGCCCUUUCUUUUGAGUAAAAAAAAAAAUUAUUAGAUUGGAAACUAUUUUUGAAAUGAAAGAAAGCAAAAUGCUGAGAAGAAGCCGAGCUGUCAGCCUUGUGCUCUGGUGGGCUGGCGGCGGGGACUGGACAAGGUACUGUAAAAAGCCUGGACAGUAGUGGGAUGAAGGCUUAAAGGGAUCGGGCCAGGGCCUGAUGGAGCUGGGGAGCCGGGUGCUCAGCGCCGGAGGAAGCGGGGUGGAUCAUCUUUAUUUUUAUUGUUGUUAUUGUUGUUGCUUUACCCAGGUGAGGGUCUUUUUCCCACCAUUUGGAUCUGUUUCUUGAACUCGGGGUGGGAAUAAAUUCUGGUCCUGGUGCCGGCAGUUUUGUUUCUCCGCUUGGACUUUAUCCAUGGCCAGGCUACCUCCCGGAGGCAGAUCACUCUAGCUUUUUCUCUCUUCUUGUGUCUCUCCGCCUCUCUGCCUUGCUCUUCACUUUCCCUCGACUUUCACUUUGGUGCUCUAAAACCGUCUCUUCUGAUUUUCCGUGCCCUCCUAAUGUAUGUCUGAGACUGCCUUUUUUUCUUCCCCUCUCACAUUCCCCACUAUCACCAAUGCCCAUCUUUAUAUUUCUGUCUGUCCUUCUGCCUGGCUUCCCUCUGUCUAUCCAUCUGAUCCCCCCAAGUUAUUUAUCCUGCUUCAGGAAGGAGAAAGCCCAAGACCCCGGGGGGGGGGGGGCAAAGGGGGAUAGAAUAGAUUCCAAGACAAGUGCCUCUCGGUCUGGGCCCCAAGAGGUUCACUUCCAGCUGCAGGUGUAAGAUUUUCGUAUUUAACCUUGAAGGGGAAGAAAAGGAAAUCAAGUCGGAUAUAAAUGACCUCAGGAGUUUAAUCUCCCCGAAUCCGGCUUCUGGACUGGACUUCUCUGCUUUGAGGCUGAACUGACUGGGGUUGGGAGAAGAAGCAAGCUCUUAGUGGGCGAAAUUAAACAAAAGGAGAUUCCCCAUCCCGCACACCCCUGACUGUGACCCGUCCGACUUUCUCUCUCCCUGUUUAUACCUUCUUGUGAAUGUUCUUCGGAAAAUAUUUCUGCUUUUAUUUUAUAAUAAAAUUAGAAAUCUAAAAAAAAAAAACAACAACCAAA
Messenger RNA from Monodelphis domestica (gray short-tailed opossum), 3598 nucleotides. RefSeq names its product SIX homeobox 2 (gene SIX2). The record is from RefSeq and is a predicted model, not a curated record. Gene Ontology annotation, cellular component: transcription regulator complex; nucleus. Lineage: Eukaryota; Metazoa; Chordata; Mammalia; Didelphimorphia; Didelphidae. Gene Ontology annotation, molecular function: RNA polymerase II cis-regulatory region sequence-specific DNA binding; DNA-binding transcription factor activity, RNA polymerase II-specific. Gene Ontology annotation, biological process: kidney development; regulation of transcription by RNA polymerase II.